Quercus lobata is the source of this 1491-nucleotide messenger RNA. Its product is annotated as Cytochrome b561/ferric reductase transmembrane with DOMON related domain-containing protein. The coding region runs from base 173 to 1366 and encodes 397 amino acids. Lineage: Eukaryota; Viridiplantae; Streptophyta; Magnoliopsida; Fagales; Fagaceae. The transcript is spliced from 4 exons. The record is from RefSeq and is a predicted model, not a curated record.
CCCACCUACCAAAUUCUAAUCUUAAAACCCAAGGGAUUUCGACCUCUCAACAGCCUCUGCAUAUGCAUGCCUUCACAUUCGCAUUCCCAUUCCCAUUCCCAUUUCUUGUGCUUCCUUGCAACUUGCUUCUUAGAACAGAAACCUUAGAUCUCAACUCUCUUUCUCCCUCUGCAUGGCCAAUUUGAGAUAUUUUGUCGGGUUUUGUGUUUUGAUUCUUGUCUUGGAACCCAAGCUUCUUGCAUUAGCCGAUGACAGUGGUAAUGUCGGCGUAGGCAGUGGCAGAGGUGGUGGAGUGCCAGAGCUUUGUAACAUAGAUGCCAGGAGUUUCCUUCCUCCCCCAUAUGGAAAUUUAUCUAGUGUCAUCUGCAAGCCUAUCUGGAAUACUUUCAUCUUGAGGUACUCCCAUGAUGAAGAUAAUGUGGUGAACAUUAUAUUAUCUUCUGUAUACACCACUGGAUGGGUGGGAAUAGGAUUUUCCAAAGAUGGUAAGAUGGUUGGUUCUAGUGCCAUGGUGGGAUGGAUCAAUAGAAAAGGUCAUGCAAAAAUAAAGCAGUUCUAUUUGCAAGGUUCCAAGGAGUGGGAAGUCAUACCAGACAAAGGUGAAUUGCCACUCACUGGUAUUCCUUCUUCUCUUGUGAUUCAUGGACCUUCAAUUUACUUGGCAUUUCAGUUGAAAUUUGAAAAUCACCUUGCUCGCCAACCCAUUAUAUUGGCUUUCGGAACCAGAAUUCCAAAGCACUCCCACCUAAGUCACCACGAUGACAAAACAACAAUCUUAUUCGACUUCUCUGCAGGUUCACAUGUAUCUGCGGCAUCCACUAAUUUUGGCCAGAUGAAAAAGAAUCAUGGUGUAUUGGGUAUAAUCGGAUGGGGUCUAAUCCUUCCUAUUGGGGCAAUUGUCCCAAGAUACUUCAAGCAUAAGGACCCCCUUUGGUACUACCUUCAUUCAGUUCUUCAAUUCAUCGGGUUUGCCAUCGGACUUGCUACCGUGAUACUUGGAAAACGACUUUAUAAUCUAAUACAUGCUGAUUUUCCAAGUCAUAGAGGCAUAGGAAUUUUUGUUCUAGUACUUAGUAUUCUUCAGAUUCUAGCAUUCUUUCUCCGCCCGAACAAGGACGCCAAGACUCGCAAGUUCUGGAAUUGGUACCACCACUGGGUUGGAAGGUUUGCCCUUUUCUUUGGAGCUUUGAACAUAGUAUUGGGAAUCCAAAUUGGAGGUGCAGGGAGUGAUUGGAAGAUUGGCUAUGGAUUUCUUCUCGGAAUAGUUAUUGUUACUGUCAUUGUUCUGGAAGUACUAGCAUAUUUGAGAAGGUCUGAGAAGCCUACUCCCUUGGAUCCAUCCUUCCAAAUGAAUCCAGUUGAAUAAGUUACAUUCAAGUACUAUGACUAAAGGUCUGGUUUUCUCUUUCUAUUUGUUUUCUUUAUAAAAGUGUUCUGAAAUUUCAAGAACCCUUUAUACUGAAACGAGUUGAUAAUUGAUGCUAUAUGUUG